AAUGCUAUGUCCUUCAAAUUUUGACGCUGUCUGUUGCAGCAGGAACCGGUCUAUUAUAUAUGACUAUGGUUAUACGAUUUUACCCGUUUUUCGAUGGGUUAUAGCGGGAGGCCAGCUGAUUUCAGAUAUAAUAGCGAAUCCUUCUCGGAGACACUUGCACUAUCGACAAUCCAAGUUUUCAAGCUUUGGGAGAGAAUAAUUUUGGGCAAGAUAACAUCUGUCUACGUGUGGGGAAUAUAAGUGAAUCUUGCGAUUAAGCAAGCUAUUGAGUUUGGUCGUGGCACGAACAAUCCUCGCCGUUUCGCAAAAUGAUACAGCAGGAAGCAGUGGUCCUAAGGAACGCCGUGAAAUAUUAUGGAGCAGACAAGCUGGUGUUCACCGACCUGAAUAUGACAAUAUCUAAAGGCUCCAUAUAUGGAUUGCUGGGUCCCUCUGGAUGCGGCAAAACCACGUUGUUGUCAUGUAUUGUGGGAGUUCGACGUCUCAACAGCGGCGAGGUUUGGGUUCUAGGAGGAAAUCCAGGUAGCAAGGGUUCCGGAAUACCCGGACCCCGAGUGGGUUACAUGCCGCAACAGACCUCCUUGGUCGAAGAGUUUACCACGAGCGAUGCCCUCUACUACUUCGGCAGAAUCAAUGGGCUCGAAAACGAAGAGAUUGACACAAGACAGAGGUUUCUCUCGAAAUUGCUCCAGCUACCCCCGGCAAAUCGUCUGGUAAAAAAUAUGAGUGGCGGCCAGCAAAGGAGAGUUUCAUUUGCUGUCACUUUGAUCCACAAGCCCGAACUUUUAAUUUUGGACGAACCCACUGUGGGGCUGGAUCCAAUUCUAAGGCAGAACAUUUGGGACUACAUGAUAAGGCUCACGCAAGAGGAGAGCAUUACGAUAUUAAUCACGACGCACUAUAUCGAGGAAGCUAAAGAUGCCAAUAAAAUCGGUUUGAUAAGAUGUGGUCGAUUGUUGACGGAAUCAUCACCAGAUCAAUUAUUGGACCAAUUUCAAUGCUCAUCUUUGGAGGAGGCUUUCUUGACAUUGAGUCGGACACAAGAAAAUAUGGCAGUUACGAGUAUUACUGAGACUUAUAAAUCCAUAGUAGAAAAUACUGAAAGCGAUGUUUUAUGUCAAGAUAAAUGUAGACGAACAAAGCUUGUUAAAGAUGAAGCGGAUUAUAAAACGAAUGCAAAAUAUAAGGUUUCACGAUGGAAAAAAUUCAACGCUUUAAUGACGAAAAAUAUAAUUCAAUUUUUACGUUAUUACUUAGGGUUAGUUUUCAUGAUUAUUUUUCCGAUAAUACAAUUCAGUAUAUUUUUUGCCGCAAUCGGUGGCAAUCCGAAAAAUUUGACGAUUGCGAUUGUCAAUGAUGAAGCUGGCAAUUGCAAUUAUGGCAGUAACUUUCGUAACGUAUGGUACAACGAAAAGGAUUUCAACUGUUACUUUGCCAAUCUUAGCUGUAAAUUUUUGCACAGUUUUGACGAUUCUCUCGUAAAAAAGAAAUAUUAUAAUGACUUUUCCGAUGCAAUGAUUGGUGUGCGCAACGGAACUCAUGUUGGUAUAAUGCACUUUAACCAAAAUUUUUCUGAAGCUAUGCAGACUCGAGUAGAAUACUUUAUUGAUACUGAGGAAGCCGAUAUUCUUGCGAGUGAGAUUAAAGUUAGCCUCGACAUGAGUAGUGUAGUAAUCGGGUCUUAUUUACAAAGAAAGCUAUAUGAUAGUUUUGACGAAUUUUUUAAAGAUACCAUGAAAAUCUGUGGAUUUUCACAAAAAUUCGCCUCUUUGCCUAUUCGAUUUGAGGAUCCGAUUUAUGGUGCGAAAGACACUACAAAUGCAUAUAAACGCUUUAUGACACCAAACAUGAUACUUAUAAUUGUCUUUUUUUUGGCCAUCACACUCUCCACCGCCCUGAUAAUUACAGAUCAAUCAGGGGGUAUGUGGAACCGGAGUCUGGUUCAUGGAGUUACCACUGCGGAAAUCUUACUGACUCACGUUUUUACUCAGAUUAUCCUUGUAUUUAUUCAAGGCACCUUAACAAUAUGCUUUAGUUUUUUUGUAUGGAAUGUAGAAUGUAAAGGAUCAAUAUUCAACGUUAUCUGCCUUGUAUUUCUUUGUGGUUUUAGCGGACUAAUGUUGGGUUUCUUGAUUUCUGUCGUGUGCACGAAUCAUACUGUAGCAAAUUAUAUUGCAACUGGAAGUUUUAUGCCGGUUGUACUGUUGGGCGGUAUGUGGCCGCUAGAAGGAUCGCCAAAAGUAGUUCGCUGGAUCAGCUAUACUAUGCCGACAACUUUGCCCGCAAUAUCUCUGAGAGCAGUGUUAGAGAAAGGUUUUUCCAUAUACGAGUUGGAAGUUUACAGCGGCGUACUAGUAGAAUUAGCAUGGAUAAUUGUACUGUUUAUUGGUUGCUUAAGCGGCCUAAGAUUCAGACCCUCGUAACAUCACUUAAAAAUUAGAAAAAAUUUAUUUGGAAAAAAAAGAAAAAAAAACAAUAACGCCUUACCUGAUUGGAUAUGGUUUUUAAUGCUUUAUAACACUAUAAUAAAACAUUUUAAAAAAUUAAUUUUUUGAAUUUUUUCCAUCCUUUUAAUU
Messenger RNA from Linepithema humile (Argentine ant), 2576 nucleotides. Its product is annotated as ABC transporter G family member 23-like. The record is from RefSeq and is a predicted model, not a curated record. Lineage: Eukaryota; Metazoa; Arthropoda; Insecta; Hymenoptera; Formicidae. Gene Ontology annotation, cellular component: membrane. Gene Ontology annotation, molecular function: ATP hydrolysis activity; ABC-type transporter activity; ATP binding.